CGCUCGAUAAGUCAAGAAUUUGAAGACGGUGAUCAAGUCAUGAUUAAGCAUGAUACUCGGUCAAAAAGUGUCCAUGGAUAAUAAGGUUAACGAGAGCAGCAGCACUCUUUUUAGAUGAGUCAACCUGAUAAUGAUUUUGAUUCGAUAUCCAUUUCUCUCGCCCGCCCCGUGUUGAGGUCCGCACACAACAGCUCGAAUCGGUUACAUUUUUUUCUACUUUUGAAUCGCCAUGAGUAACUUUACAGAUGAUCCGUUCUCGCUUGACAAGCUUCGCAGCACGCUGAUUCGACUCGAAGAUACAAUCAUCUUUGCCCUGAUUGAACGAUCACAGUUUGCAUUCAACAAGUGCAUCUAUGUUCCAGGUGCUUUGGAGUUCAAUGGAGCAACGGGAGACCGAAGCUUCCUCGAAUACUUUUUAUGGGAGACAGAAAGAGUCCAUGCCAAAGUACGAAGAUAUACCAGUCCAGAUGAAUAUGCAUUCACCUCGCCCCUGCCUGAACCGAUCCUGCCACCGCUCGAGUUCCCAAAAUUCUUGUUCCCUAACGACAUUAACGUAAACUCCAAGAUCACCGAAAUCUAUACCAACUCCAUCGUUCCCGAGAUUUGUCAGGAUAGAGACGACUCCAACUAUGGUAGUGCAGCCACGCGGGACAUUGACUGCAUGCAAGCAUUGAGCCGACGUGUUCAUUAUGGUAAAUUCAUUGCGGAAAGCAAGUUCCGAUCCGAUCCCGAAGCAUACGCUCGUCUUGCGCGCGCAAACGAUCGAGAAGCCAUCAACGAGCUGCUCACCAACCGUAGUGUCGAGAAGAAGCUCCUUGAACGACUGCGUCGCAAAGCGCUGGUGUACGGCCAAACACUGGAUCAAGAGCAGGAGGGGAUCAACACACAUCUGCGCAUUCCGGUGCAACUGGUAGUGGACUUGUACGAGCGCUGGGUGAUCCCACUGACGAAGGAGGUAGAGGUGGACUAUUUAAUCGUACGAGGCCUUGCAUACAACAAAUCUGAAAUAAACUAGAGAAGGGGUGUCUGUCUCGGUGCAUUUUUUUUUUUUGAAAAAUAG
Molecule: messenger RNA, 1060 nt
Organism: Zychaea mexicana
Lineage: Eukaryota; Fungi; Mucoromycota; Mucoromycetes; Mucorales; Lichtheimiaceae
Product: chorismate mutase
Exons: 5
Coding region: 230-1015 (261 amino acids)
Biological process (GO): aromatic amino acid biosynthetic process; chorismate metabolic process
Cellular component (GO): cytoplasm
Molecular function (GO): chorismate mutase activity
Source: RefSeq, a predicted model, not a curated record